Messenger RNA from Symbiodinium sp. CCMP2592, 195 nucleotides. Lineage: Eukaryota; Dinophyceae; Suessiales; Symbiodiniaceae. The record is from the annotation of a GenBank genome assembly.
AUGGUGGCCCCAAUGGUGGCCCCAAUGGUGGCCCCAAUGGUGGCCAAGCAGGGCUACAUGGUGGCGAAGGAGGCGUACAUGGUCGCGAAGGAGCACAGAAAGAAAAGGAGUGGAAUGAAGAGGAUGACAAUCGUGGUGCAAUCUGUGCUGAGUCUUGUGCAGAGCGGUUCGUCACCAACAUCACAGGGGAGAUGA